Messenger RNA from Stegostoma tigrinum, 2530 nucleotides. RefSeq names its product GTP binding elongation factor GUF1 (gene guf1). The transcript is spliced from 17 exons. Gene Ontology annotation, cellular component: mitochondrion. The record is from RefSeq and is a predicted model, not a curated record. Gene Ontology annotation, molecular function: GTPase activity; mitochondrial ribosome binding; GTP binding. Lineage: Eukaryota; Metazoa; Chordata; Chondrichthyes; Orectolobiformes; Stegostomatidae. The coding region runs from base 21 to 2027 and encodes 668 amino acids. Gene Ontology annotation, biological process: positive regulation of translation.
CCCCUCCGUCGGCGGGCGCCAUGUUGGUCGGCCCCGGCCGCUUGUGGCCGCUGUGUGUGUGUCGCCUGUUGAGGGUCCAGUGCAGGCGGCUGCGAUGGGAGCAGCAGCAACGCCACCACCACAGCGGGCCGAAAGAGCCUUCAUCGGGUCGGAGAAGAGAAGAAGGAGCAUCUGGGAGAGAGGACAUCUAUGAUCCGACCAAAUUCCCUGUAGAAAAUAUUAGAAAUUUCAGCAUCAUAGCACAUGUAGACCAUGGGAAAAGUACACUAGCAGACAGACUACUGGAAAUAACAGGGGCAAUUGUCAAGACUGAUCGCAACAAGCAAGUACUGGAUAAAUUGCAAGUGGAACGUGAACGAGGUAUCACUGUGAAGGCACAGACAGCAAGUCUAUUUUAUCACCAUGAAGGAAAGACCUAUCUCUUAAACCUCAUUGAUACACCAGGUCAUGUGGAUUUUAGCUAUGAAGUUUCUCGAUCAUUGUCUGCUUGUCAGGGUGUACUGCUGAUAGUGGAUGCCAAUGAGGGAAUUCAAGCACAAACUGUGGCAAACUUCUUCCUCGCAUUUGAAUCGCAGCUAAAGAUAAUCCCAGUGAUAAACAAGAUUGAUCUCAAGCAUGCUGAACCUGACAGAGUUGCAAAUCAGAUUGAAAAGGUCUUUGAUAUUCCUAAAGAGGAAUGCAUUCUGAUUUCAGCCAAACUUGGGACAAAUGUAGAUAAAGUUUUGGAAAAGGUGGUUAAAAAAAUUCCUCCACCAUGUGCAAAUCUUUCAGACCCAUUGCGAGCUUUGGUAUUUGAUUCUACAUAUGACCACUACAGAGGAGUCAUAGCCAGCAUUGCACUGUUUGAUGGAUGUGUGCAAAAGGGUGACAGAAUAAUGUCAUCGUACACGAAGAAGGUGUAUGAAGUUAAUGAAGUUGGAAUCCUGAGGCCUGAUCAAUAUCCAGUAGAAAAACUGCACGCUGGACAAGUGGGCUAUUUAGUUGCUGGAAUGAAGGAGGUGAAGGAGGCUCAGGUUGGAGACACAUUUCAUUUACAGAAACAACCUGUGGAGCCACUAACAGGGUUCAAACCUGCUAAACCAAUGGUCUUUGCAGGAAUGUACCCCAUUGAUCAAUCUGAGUAUACCAACUUGAGAAAAGCUGUGGAGAAACUAACACUAAAUGAUUCUAGUGUGACAGUCCAUCGAGAUAGCAGCCCAGCCCUGGGAGCUGGCUGGAGAUUGGGUUUUCUCGGACUUCUGCACAUGGAAGUAUUCAAUCAACGCUUGGAGCAAGAGUAUAAUGCUUCAGUUAUUCUUACUGCCCCCACUGUUCCAUACAAGGCGGUUCUGUCAUCAAGCAAACUGAUCAAGGAAUACGGAAAAGAAGAAAUUACAAUUUUAAAUCCAUGCCAUUUUCCUGAUAGAUUGCAAGUUAGAGAAUAUUUGGAACCAGUAGUUACUGGCACCAUUCUCACUCCUGAUGAUUACAUUGGGAAAAUAAUAUCACUGUGUCAGAGUCGGAGAGCAGUUCAGAAGAAUAUGGUUUAUAUUGAUGAUCACAGACUGAUGAUGCAGUACCUUUUUCCACUAAAUGAAAUUGUGGUAGAUUUCUAUGACAGCCUGAAAUCUCUCUCUUCAGGAUACGCCAGUUUUGACUAUGAAGAACUAGGAUACCAGGUAGCUGACCUGAUUAAGAUGGACAUUUAUCUAAAUGGAAAGUGUGUGGAGGAACUUGCGACAAUUGUGCACAGGGAAAAGGCUUAUUCUACUGGUAAAGCAAUAGCAGAACGUUUAAAAGACACAAUACCUCAGCAACUCUUUGAAAUUGCCAUCCAGGCCGCAAUAGGCAACAAGGUUAUAGCAAGAGAAACUAUUAAAGCAGUAAGGAAGAAUGUAUUGGCAAAAUGUUAUGGUGGGGACAUAACCCGUAAAAUGAAGCUUCUGAAGAGGCAAGCUGAAGGAAAGAGAAGAAUGAGAAAAAUUGGCAAUGUGGAGAUACCAAAAGAUGCCUUUAUAAAUGUACUAAAGAGACAAAACGACAAAUAGAGUAAAAUGUAUAUAGAGAACCACAUUCCUUUCUGUUCAAACCUAUUUAUUUAUCUCAUUAUUAUCUAAAAUAUGUCAUUGAUGGUUUAAGCUUUCUACAUCAAUGAUUGCACUUCAAAAGAAAUUUAGAAUGGUAAGGUGUAUAUAAAUGCAAGUACUUCACCAUGUGCUAUACUUAGAACAUUGCGAGCAGCCCCAAUGAUCAUUAUCUAAGGGCUGUAACUGGGAGUGAAGUCUUCAUGGAUUAUCCAUUUAUUUGCUUACUGUUCAAACUUUUGAUUUGGCUCAUUACUGGAAACUGCUAAUGUAAAUGGAUCCUGGGUUCAGUGAAUUAUAUUCAUUUGUUCUCCAUAAGGUGGAUCAAUACAAUAAAAUUACGUUGACUGGUUCAAUGUUAAUUACCUGAGGUUUACUUUUGCAAAAAUAUUUAUUUUUCUGUCAAAUGAAUGAAUUUUUAAAGUGAGAUAUAUAGUGUCAAUAAACAAUUCUAAUUCUAAUUUAAA